AUGAAUCAGGCUCCGAGGAGGAAGGAGUCAACAAAACCUGAUACCUAUUUUCAUGAUGAAAAUCUGUACAAUUCAUUCCUCGAUCUCUUCAAUGCUGGUACUGAAACUACAGCUACAACAAUCCGUUGGGGAAUUUUGUUGAUGAUGAAGUAUCCGGAAAUUCAAAAGAAAAUACAAGAUGAAAUUAAAAUGCAUAUUAAACCAGGACAAUUGCCAGCAGUAGAGGAUAGGAAAAAAAUGCCUUAUACUGAUGCAGUAAUACAUGAAGUACAGAGAUUUGACAAUAUUCUUCCUCAGAGCCUGUCACAUGCCCCUUCAACUGAUAUGUAUUUUCGAGGAUACUGCAUCCCAAAAGGUACAGAGGUUAUUCCAUUACUGACAUCAGUUCUCAAUGACAAGACUCAAUGGAAAACACCCUAUGAUUUUAAUCCCAAUCACUUUUUGGAUAAAGAUGGGAAGUUUGUCCGAAAUGAUGCAUUUAUGCCUUUCUCAACAGGAAAAAGAGCUUGUGCUGGAGAAAGCUUGGCCAAAAUGGAACUUUUCCUGUUCUUCACUGGACUUCUUCAAGCAUUUACUUUCUAUCCACCACCAGGAGUUUCCAGAGAAGAUUUAACUCUCAAGCCCGAUGUUGGAUUCACAUUAGCCCCUACAAAAUAUAUGACACGUGCCAAGCUGAACUACUAGUGUAGUUUGGACACAACUAUCAACACAGAGGCUAACGUUGGUGUUGAUUAUAUUUUAAAGCAGUUUUCUGUGACCCAAUGGGUAUUGAUUGCAAAGCCACUAUAAUUACACAUGACACAUUACACAGUAUUAUACUCACAUUACCAUUCUGAAGGUGCAUGGAUCAGCCUGCCAGGAACCUUGUAAUGGGAUGUUUCUCUUUUUAAAAUCCAGCUUAUGUUGAUCACCUCAUUUUCCAGGUUUCCAACAUGGGCUAUGGAAGAGAUGUCACUUCCUCUGUGGACAGGGUCAGAACUAUUCCUCUCUUUGGCAUAUGUGCAAACUCCUGAAACCACCUCAUCUGCACAUAAACCAGGGGAGGAAAUGCUAUGUCUUCUUCCACAGCAGAAGUUAUGUCGCAUCCAUAGUGAUAGAGAUUUGGAUAUCAUUCUUGAUCAGUGUUGAGGAUCUCAUGAUAUUAAUUGGAAAUCAUUACAACAUGGCGCUGGCACCUAGGUGUUAACAUAGUUUACAUACCAAAGUUUGUAAAAUAAUGCACAAUGCUCAGAUGCCAAGUGUUAUCUCUUUUUAGCCAAUGAAACAAUGGCAUGAGCCUCAGUAGAGGAACACCGUCUCUGAUGAUAUAAAAACUGCUUAACUUCCUGUAAUAAAUGAGAACUGCUUUGACUCUG
This is a messenger RNA of Bufo gargarizans (Asiatic toad), 1355 nucleotides long. RefSeq names its product cytochrome P450 2K6-like. Lineage: Eukaryota; Metazoa; Chordata; Amphibia; Anura; Bufonidae. Gene Ontology annotation, molecular function: heme binding; iron ion binding; oxidoreductase activity, acting on paired donors, with incorporation or reduction of molecular oxygen, reduced flavin or flavoprotein as one donor, and incorporation of one atom of oxygen. Gene Ontology annotation, biological process: xenobiotic metabolic process. The transcript has 5 exons. Gene Ontology annotation, cellular component: intracellular membrane-bounded organelle; cytoplasm. Bases 1 to 684 code for a protein of 227 amino acids. The record is from RefSeq and is a predicted model, not a curated record.